This is a messenger RNA of Salvelinus namaycush (lake trout), 1578 nucleotides long. RefSeq names its product pyridoxal reductase, chloroplastic-like. The transcript is spliced from 8 exons. The record is from RefSeq and is a predicted model, not a curated record. Gene Ontology annotation, molecular function: oxidoreductase activity. NCBI's taxonomy places the organism in Eukaryota, Metazoa, Chordata, Actinopteri, Salmoniformes, Salmonidae. The coding region runs from base 156 to 1184 and encodes 342 amino acids.
CGAAGAAGAAGCAGAAGAACGACAGAGUCUUGCAUAAACGGCAUAAUAUGUUUUGUAAUGUUUUUUUUAUUACAGUUAGCAGUAGUUAGCUAAACAUACUCCGAGGCUGUAAACCGUGUAAACCGUCUACACAGUAACUACAUCGCAAAGAAAGGAUGGCUCAAGUGCCCAAAGUUAAGCUGGCAGGGGGCUUGGAGAUCUGCCGCAUCCUGAACGGCAUGUGGCAGGUAUCAGGUGCUCAUGGUCCGGUGGAUCAUCCCAAAGCAGUGCAGGCGAUGCAAGCCUAUAUUGAUGCUGGGCUAACAACUUUUGACAUGGCAGAUAUCUAUGGACCAGCGGAGGAGAUUUUUGGACACUUCAACAGCCAGCUGAAAUCGAAACCCAGCUAUGAUGCUGCACCAACCCUGCAGGGUUUGACCAAAUGGGUGCCACGACCUGGACCAAUGGACCGCAAGGUUGUGGAGAAGGCAUUGCAGCGUUCCAUGGCCCGUAUGCAGGUGGAUUCUCUGGACUGUGUGCAGUUCCACUGGUGGAACUACAGCGAUAAUAGAUACCUGCAUGCCCUGGGGCACCUGUCUGACCUGCAGCAGGAUGGACUCAUACGAGAGCUGGCCCUCACCAACUUUGACACUCAGAGGCUUGAGGAGAUCACAAACAAAGGGAUCAGAGUCUCCAGUAACCAGGUGCAGUACUCUCUGAUUGACCAGCGGCCCGCUGUUAAGAUGGAGGCGGUCUGCCUGUCUCACGGCAUCCAGCUCCUCACCUAUGGAACUCUGGCUGGUGGUCUACUCUCAGAGCGCUAUCUGGGGAAGGCAGAGCCUACAAGCAGGGUGGAGCUCAACACUGCCUCCCUCAGUAAAUACAAGAAGGUGAUUGAUGGCUGGGGAGGAUGGGGGCUGUUCCAGGAGCUGCUGGUUGUCUUGGACGGUGUUGCCCAGGGCCACAGCUGCUCCAUUGCCAACGUGGCUACCCGCUACAUUCUGGACCGGCCAGCAGUGGCUGGAGUCAUCGUGGGCUGUCGUCUCGGCGUUGCUGGGGCGGAACACAUCAAGGACAGCCUGCACAGCUGCAGCCCAGAGUUGGAGCUCACGGCGCAAGACCUGCGCACCAUAGACGGCGUGCUGCAGCGCUCGCGUGACCUCAUGAGCCUCAUCGGAGAUUGUGGAGACGAGUACAGGAACUAGAGGAGAAAAGAGAAGAUGGACCAGAGCAUCUGGGUUGGAGGGAAGUUGAGAUGGGGUACUGGAGGAAGAACAUGUAAAUGUGUGAAUAAAUGUGUGUAUAGAUGAUGGUGGGAAGUUAGAGGAUGGCAGGAGUAGAAGGAAAUGUGGUGGGAAGAGAAGGCCUGGGGGGGCUGAAACUGAAAAUGACAGAUGGGAGGGGCAUGAGGGGGAAUGACAGCCUGAACUAUGACAGGGCACACAGAUAUACAGCCUUUUACUUUUAUUUUUUUUAAAUAGUGUCAACGUGUGAUAAAUGUUACCCUGUACCCAUAUAAUUAAGAAUGUAAUGUAUAUAGCAUCAUUAUGUCUCUGUGUAUGGAAAGAGCUUUUAAGUAAAAUAAGAUAUUGACCUAAA